Messenger RNA from Aspergillus wentii DTO 134E9, 1230 nucleotides. RefSeq lists its product as uncharacterized. Lineage: Eukaryota; Fungi; Ascomycota; Eurotiomycetes; Eurotiales; Aspergillaceae. The transcript has 2 exons. The coding region runs from base 231 to 833 and encodes 200 amino acids. The record is from RefSeq and is a predicted model, not a curated record.
ACGCAAAUGACGAAUUCCCAUGAUGAUCAUCUUGCAAUUACUAUCCCCGGGGGUGCCACGUGGAUAAGGUUUAUUUCCCACAAGAUUAUCUGUCACAUCCGUUGAGAGUUUGAAUUGAGUUGACUCAGUCUCCCGGCUUGCCACUGCUAGAACACCGCAACUUCUACAUACAUCCAUUCAACGUCAUUGACCACCGGAACACCAGCCCGAGAUACAAAGAAGCCAAGAAAAUGGGCGAAAUCGGCGACCACCACCGCGACAUCAAGCAACACAAAAAACAGCACAAGCAAAAACACCUCAAACAGAAACACCAGAAAGAACAACAGAAACGCGAAAGCCCCCCUCGCUCCCACCGACGAUGCUGGGACUGGAUGCUCGUCAGCGGCAACGUGCACUACGCCAAAAACCGCGCCGCCUUUACCUCAUACCGUCGGGCGCCGGGGAAAAUAGGGCACAUGCGCGUGCUGGGCGUGGGGACUGUGCAGUUGCAGGUUCGCCGGGCACCGGAGGAUGAGAGGACGGGGACGAUGGUGUUGAAUGAUGUGAUGCAUUUUCCUGAUGCACUUUGCAAUGGGGUUUGUAUCAAUAAGCAUUUGAGGGAGAACCCGCAGGAGGACUUGACUUCGUGGAAGACUUUCCAGGUGGAGGAUAGGAAUAAUGGGGAGCCAUUGUGGUAUGGAAAGGAUUAUUGUGGAUUGGGGAGGUUGGUUCUUGCGGGGGAUCCUCAGGGAGAGACAUAUCUCAGUGAAGAUCAGGGGUAUCUUCUAAGUGUGCAUGCUUCCGAGGCAGACUUGGAGAAACUCCACCGUCGUGUUGACAGUGCAAGCCUUUAAUAGAAAUCUCUAUAUGAGACCAGUUGGUUAUUUUGGAAGCAAAAGAAAAACCUUUGAAUGAGUGCCAGCAAGUGCAGUUCAUUCUUCAUGUCCUAUGCUUCGAAGGACUUGUGUGUCAUUUGAAGGAAGUCUGUACAUUUAGCAUCAGGGAAACUUGGCAAUGAGAAAACAGUAUAAACAAUUGGAUUUCAAUGAGCACAGGGACAACACAAGUGUUGUAUGGGGUAUUAGAUAAUGUCGAUAAUAGUAUACAAUUGCCCACGACAAAGAGCUGGGUAUCUCACUAAGCUUCAUUAUGUGCAUCUCAUGCCACUCCAAGCAUCCCAGAACUUAUCAUCGCCAUAGAAAGGUUUGAUCUGAAUAUCGCAAAUCAUGGCAAGCCUGGUCGAAGCAUCAC